Molecule: messenger RNA, 493 nt
Organism: Pongo pygmaeus (Bornean orangutan)
Lineage: Eukaryota; Metazoa; Chordata; Mammalia; Primates; Hominidae
Product: UDP-glucuronosyltransferase 2B18-like
Exons: 4
Coding region: 53-493 (146 amino acids)
Molecular function (GO): glucuronosyltransferase activity
Source: RefSeq, a predicted model, not a curated record
UGAUUUUGUUGGAGGACUCCACUGUAAACCAGCCAAACCCCUGCCUAAGGAAAUGGAAGAGUUUGUACAGAGCUCUGGAGAAAAUGGUGUUGUGGUGUUUUCUCUGGGGACGAUGGUCAGUAACAUGACAGAAGAAAGGACAAAUGUGAUUGCAUCAGCCCUUGCCCAGAUCCCACAAAAGGUUCUGUGGAGAAUUGAUGGCAAAAAAACAAAUACUUUAGGAUCUAAUACUCGACUGUACAAGUGGAUACCCAGAAAUCCAUUUCUAGGUCACCCAAAAGCCAGAACUUUUAUAACUCAUGGUGGAAGCAAAGGCAUCUAUGAGGCAAUCUACCAUGGGAUCCCUAUGGUGGGGCUUCCUUUGUUUUUGGAACAGCCUGAUAACAUUGCUCACGUGCAGGUCAAGGGAGCAGCUGUUAGAUUGGAUUUUGACACAAUGUCGAGUACAGAUUUGGUGAAUGCACUGAAGACAGUAAUUAAUGAUCCUUUGUAA